Molecule: messenger RNA, 469 nt
Organism: Striga hermonthica
Lineage: Eukaryota; Viridiplantae; Streptophyta; Magnoliopsida; Lamiales; Orobanchaceae
Source: the annotation of a GenBank genome assembly
GCCCUCCUCCGAGUUUUUCUGGCCCAUCGCAAACACCGAUCACUUCUACACCUAUCCUUCAAGGUGUGGGAACGACGACAGAGAUUCCCAGAGUAGAUGUCGGCUCCAGCCGGGCCCAGGAAGCUCGCGCAGCAGCUGCGACGGCGAUGCCACCGCCGCCGCCACAAAAACCAGUGAUGGUACAACCAAGAGGGGUGAUGGAGCAAGGAGGAGUGGCGACACAAGGAGGAGCACCACAACAAGCCGUCAUACAAGCUCCUGGACAACAGAUGGUGACGAUGACCAGGGAGGAGAUGCAAAGGAUAGCGGCAGCCGCGGCGGCGCAAGCGGUGCAGCAAGUCACUAGCCAUACAUCUAACGCCACCACCGCGCCGACUACGGCAGUAGGAGUCCAAGAUGAGGACGUGUCCAGUUAUGGAGAUGAAGGAGGUGGAAGAGAUCGUGCGAUGGAGAGGAUGGCGGAGCAGUU